CUCAUCUCUGCAAUUGUCGAAUAAUGUAGCUUUUGCGGUCUCGAUUGGGUGUUUGGUUAUGAGUCAGCUUGUAGAAGAACUUUCAUAACACCCAAUUCCUAGGCAAUUUUGAGAUAAUGCACAAUACCAGCUAUCUCUGCACUGGUAAUGGAACCCCCUCCAAACUUUACCGAAGAAGCACUAAGAAAGCGGUCAUUGUCUUCCCUUACAACGUCGUCAACUAUCUUGCUAGAAGGAGAGUGAACGAUAUACCCAUAUGUAUUGAGGCAUGUCCAAUCCUACUAGGGAGGUCUCCAUUAUAUAAGUCAUCGUUCUCGAGCUCUCCCAAUUCCAAAAAUUGUGCUCUCCUUCCCAAAAGAUGUGAUGAUGUGAUGCCUUGGUUGUUUGGUGUUAAGCUGCAGUUGUGCAUAAGUCUCAAACUUACGAUGGAACACAUCGUUAUUCCGGUUAUUGCACAAUAGCCAGCAAGUUCCUUCAAACAAUGUUUUAGCAAGUGAUGAGCCUAUCCCUACAGUAUAAAAGAAGAUCCAUGCCACUAAGGACAUUGUUGAAGCCUUCCAUCUAGCAAGACGAGAAUCAAUCAUGUUAAUUAGCUCAACGUUAGUUUCUUUUGAGACGCAAUCAUGAAUAAUCGGACUUCGACGUAUCUCACAAGGUAGGUGAUUUGAGGGAUGUCCAAUGACAUGCUUAAGUUAUGUGUUUGAUUGUUGUUGAUGUCACCCGAGAAGAAAACUUUAGACUUGGACCUAUUAACUUGUUUCCCGAAAGGUGUUUCAAGGAGCUCAAAGCAGUUAUUACUAACUUGAACAUGUUUCAUCGUUGCCUCCCAUAAAAGAAUGAGGUCAUCUGCAAAGAAGAUAUGAGAAAUGAAUGGACUUUGCCAAAUCAACUUUAAGGGUUGUCAUCGGCCAUCACUCAUAGUGUUAGUAAUUAAAUGACUUAACCAUUCCAUGCAAAGAGUUAAUAAGUUAGGUGACAGAGGGCAUCCCUUUCGAAGGCCACAAGAGGUACUCACAGCCUGAAAUUUUUCCCUCACAAACUCCCAUCUAAUCCAAUUAACCAGGUCGAUUUUCAAUACCAUCCAUGCCAAUUGGUCAUGAUUAUAUCUCAUGCAGUGAACCACUUCAUACAAGAUGCAAUUCCUGAUAUGUCUACCUGGGACAAAAUCAAAUUGUGUCUCGUGGAUCAAAGUUGGCAUAAGAGGCUUAAGUUUCUUAGGUUAUUGCCUUGAAAGCUACGUUACAAAGCUAAUCGUCAUGAACUGUUCAAUGAUGGUAGGAUGUGGGAUCUUCGGUAUGCAAACUAAAACUGUUGCAUUGAACUUCGACACUGUGCAUGGAUUAUCAUAAGAAUGCAUUGCAAACUCUAAUAGCACAUGGCCAAUGGUCGCGUAAGGGUGUGGAUAGUAUAACAACAGUCUAAUUGUUGUUAUACUAACAACAAGGGCAUAAUAGUAAAAUAACAAUAAGUAAUAAAUAAACAAAAACUAAAUAUCUAAGCGCGUUUUAUCUCUCUCUCAGCAGCAGCGGCCAGAUCUAUACCUUUGAACACCAAUUUUUUGUUCUUCUCCAGCGCCAAUCCUUUCCCAUCGUCGGCGCCAUCGCACCAAUCGACUCUCUCCCGACCAUAACCACACCGCCGCCGACGAGUUCAAUGCGACGGUGAUGGAUACGGAGAGCGCUGCGGUGGCGCUGGUGUGCUACUAGUAGAAGGCCCCUUUCAUCCGCCGUCUUCGAGACUUGGAUUCCACCAUCCAAUCAGAAAUCGUCGAAUCCAUAGCCACAUCAUCUCAGAUCUGGAGUCGUAAUAUGUGGCCGCGGCGAUUUGAGGCAGCUCUUCUGCCGGCCGUGAUGUCUCCGUCCUUGUCUUCAACACGUAGACCAGAGAUUUGAUAGCUCCGGCGGUCCUUGUUGCCUUCGUGGAGGGAGGGAUUCUAUAGAGCCGGGACGGCGUUCUCCUGGGUCAAUGAAUUGUUGCACCGGAGAAGAGGAAUUAACGGCGGAUUCGCCGAUCAAUGCUCGAUUGUUUGGCCGAUUCUUCACCAGAAGACGUAGUUUCGCCACCGCGGAAACUUUUGGAUUCAUCAUUGUACGAGAAGCGCUCACGGGGGCCUGGGGGAGGAUCAAUGCAUUGGUUCAAUUCUAUUUCUUCUACUCGAUUCUUAGUCUCUGUGCUUCGUGGGAAUUGGAUUUGUGAUCUAAAAUCACAAUCUGGGUUUCGUGUUGCAAUUAGGAUUUCAGAGACGUUCUUGGAGUUGGGAGAGCAGUGCAUGGUUGAUCAAAUGCUUCUGUAUGUCCUCCAUGGUCAUGGAUUUAUUAGUCAAACCUAAAUGUGUAGCGUGGGAUGUAGAGAAUUUGCCAUUACCCUAUGCUUUCUGUUAGUUUCAUAUGUUGCAUUUCAUUUUGAUUGUCAAGCCUUCUUCAUCACUAUAUAAAUAACCCUGUCUGCUUACAUUGCUUGUCUAUUGAUUGGAUUUUAUUAGGAUUAUGUCAUUUGGAUACAUGUCGGUUGUGUAGUGGUACUUGAGGGAACUACAUAUGCUUCUUUUAGUUAUAUGGAUGUAAGUAGUAACUUGCAAGUAGCAACUCAAGUGAUGAUGCUACAAAUUUUGGUGGUGUGUUUCUGCAUCUGGCCACAAAAUAUGGCAAAAAAAUCAUUUAAUGCAUACCUCAAAUCUUUCGAAACAUAUUAUUAAAACAAAUCCAUUUAAACAAACCAGAAACCCCACAAAUCAAACCAUAAUUUUUUCGAAAGCACACCAUAAACUUCCUAAUGCAAACCAGAAACACAAUAAAGCAAACCAGAAACCUCCUAAUGCAUACCAGAAAUCUCCUAAAACAAACUAGAAACCUCACAAAGCAAACCACAACAUUUGCGAAAGCACACCAGACACCUCCUAAUGCAAACCACAAACACAGUAAAUCAAACCAUAAAAAAGCAAAUCAUAAAUGUCCGAAUGCAUACCACAAAUAUAUUAAAACAAACCAGAAACCUCACAAUGCAAACCACAAAGUUUUUGAAAGCAAACCGGAAACUUCUCAAUGCAAACCACAAACACGAUAAAGCAAACCACAAAAACAAACCAGAAACCUCCUAAUGCAUACCACAAAUCUCCUAAAACAAACCAAAAACCCCACAAUGCAAACCACAAAGUUUUUGAAAGCAAACCAGAAACUUUUCAAUGCAAACCACAAACACGAUAAAGCAAACCAGGAACUUCGUAAUGCAAACCACAAACGCGAUAAAGCAAACCACAAAAGGCAUACAAAAAUGUAAGAAACCAAACCAUAAAUCUCACAAUGUAGACCAUACAUCCGGUGGUCGUUGACCGUUGACCGGUCAACGAAGUUCGUUGACCAAACUCCGAUGACCGUCAGUGACCGGAUUCCGGCGCCGAUAAGCAUAUUCCGGCCCUGGUGACUAGAUUCCGAUGCCGGUAAGCAUAUUCCGACGCCGGUAAGCAUAUUUCGGCGACCGUGAGCAUAUUCCGAUGACAAAAUAGCAUAUUCCGGCGACAAAAAAGCAUAUUCCGGUGACCGGCGGCCAGAUUCCGGCGACCGGUGGUCGGAUUCCGACGACCAAAUUUUUGGGCAGAAAAUAAAAAAAUAUUUUUUUAUUUUUAUUUUUUAUUUUUUUAUUAUUUAAACAGAUUUUUCAUAAUGACAAUUAUACCCCUGCUUUGAUUUUACACUAGGUCAACUAAUCUAAUAAAAAGUCAUCACAAUCCUAGCUUCCUAUUGGUUGGAGACUAGUGUUGUUAUACUAACCGGUCCGGUCGCGUAAGAAUAAGCAUUUCAUUUCCAGUGCCCACAAAGCCUUCAUCCCAUUAAUUGUCUUACAUAUUUCUUCUUAUGCGAAUUUAGUGCAUGUUGCCAUCCAUUUAGUUGCCUCAGGUGUUGUAAAGUCGUGACCAUAGGAGCAAGUGGACCACAUCUCAUCUGAGUAAAAGCCAAAGAAGAAGUCUCAAGCUAGCAUGCAGUUGGAUUGGGUCUUCUGCCACUCCCUUUGGCUAUUCGUCAAAAAUGUAAUUCUAGCUAGCAUGUAGUUGGAUUGGGUCUUCUGCCACUCCCUUUGGCUAUUCUUCAGAAUUGUAAUUCAAUUCUUCUUCGUGUGGAAUACAACCCUUAUGUUGAA
Messenger RNA from Linum trigynum, 4134 nucleotides. The record is from the annotation of a GenBank genome assembly. NCBI's taxonomy places the organism in Eukaryota, Viridiplantae, Streptophyta, Magnoliopsida, Malpighiales, Linaceae.